AUGGAUUCCCCAUCCAAUUCUAUUCAAAACUUGCAGCAAGAAGCCCAAGGCAGCUCUUCCACACAGUUUGUUGGCCAUGAUCAAGAUCGCCCACCAGCGGCGAAUUCUUCACAAACUGAACAGAACAACAACGUUUCUCAAUCGGCUGAUAAUUUAAGAAGAUCAAGACGUGUUCCUAAACCAAGAACUAGCAUAUAUGAUGAGUAUGAGGAAGAGCUAAAGGAAAGGGCGAAUAAACCCAAGAAGAAGAGACCUCUUCCUACUAAGAAAAAACCGUCUUCCACUCCAAAUGCUAAAUCAAAUCAUAAAGUAGAGAAAAAAAAGGUCACUACAGUUGCCAAAGAUGGAAAACCCACAUCGAAGGCCAAUGACAAAAAAGUGGUGCCGAAACCUAAACCUGCCCAUGAACAGGUAGAACCCACGUUGGUUCCUAGCAAUUGGACUUCAGCAAUACCUUUGCUUACUUCAGAUUUUAAAAACCAGUACAGUGUUAUAUCUAGAUUAAAAAACCCUAACAUGAAACCUGUACCUUAUGCCGGUGAUAUUAUUAAGUUGAUGGCAUUCAUAAACAAGUUUAGUUCAUUUUUCCAUCCUGAUCUACAAAACCUUUCUUUCCAAGAUUUUGAAGUUGGUUUGGAUUUAUAUCCUGGCGACCCUAAAGGGAAUGCUGCGGGUAUCGCGAAGGGCCCUGAUGACACAUCCUUGUUAUUAUAUCCUGAUUUUAUGGCCAUCAAGGAUAUCGUUCAUUGCCAAGAUAAAAUGAAUCUUUUGUUCCUAGCCUUGUUAGAUUUAACAUUUACUGAGAAUUUUGAUAGUAAAAGUGCCAAAAAGAACGGCCCAUUGACUACUUGGGAAAAUCUGAAAUCGUCAUCCAAGAAAAUAUUUUCUAGUUCUAUUUAUCGAUUAAGGCUCGUGGCCCAUGAAUGGGGGUAUCCACAAGAAUGGCGGCAAAAGCUUCCUAGCGACCAAGAUAUUUCCAAACCGAGAACAGCCCUUUUUGAUCAAGAUGAACAAUUACCUGUGGUGGAUCCAAGUCAUCCAGAAAUUUUAACACCGAACAUAUACACAUGGAAUACAAAUGAACCACUUCCCUUAGAAUCAGACCCCUUACAAAAUCGAGAAAUGGACAAAAAUGGUAUUUUGGCACUUAAACCGAUGGAUCGUGUUAUUUUGCUGAGGGUGUUGGUUGACUGGUGCGCUUCUCACUCACCGGCUAUCCAUAAUGAAAUAUACAAAUUAUCUCAUGGUAAAAAAGAUCCCGUUUUUGGUAUUCAUACACAGCAGGUUCCUAGAUAUGCAAUCGAAGGAGUAGAGAAUACGAUGAAUCAGUUCAAAAAACUGUGCUCAUUGGUUCAAUCAAGGUAUGAAAUCAGAAGCAAGAAGAAGCAUUUUAUCAAACAACUGAGAGAGGGUAGAAAACCAGAUUUAUCAAGAAAGCUAGAAAUCUUGAAGGAAGUCAAAACCGAUCUGAAAAACACAGCCAAAUCAGAGAAGGAUGAACUUUUAUUCUCACUGUACGACAAAUGGGUUCCCUUAUUUGAAGGGGAAUUGCCCGAUCAACCAUUGGCCAAUCCCUUUUCCGAAAGACUUUAUAAAUUACGAUUACAAGAGUUCUUUCUUGGUAGAGUUCCCCAUGUAGGUGACUUCUAUAUGCCAAGGUUACAUAGCUACGGCGAAUCACUCGAAAUGAGUACUUUUACUGAUCUAAGAAGUUUACAGGCAUUGCUAUCAAAGUUUAAAAAUAAUGAGUACAACGCUUUUACACUGUUUGAAAAUGAUGGACAAUCAAUGAGUGCUCAAUUUAAAUUGUUCUACCAUGACACACCAUCGUUAGCGCAUGAUGUUGCACAGGGCAAAAAUACGUCGGGGAAGGUAUACUGGUAUGAAUUAUGUCACGACUCAACAACACUGCUGGAGUUCUUGAACUUUUUGGACUACAAAAUCGCUAAACCUCAAGAUGAGAAGAAGGAGGGAAAUGAAAAAGAAAAAGAAACAUCGAAUGACGAAGCGCAAACAUUGGAGCAGAGACCUGCUGUCACCACUGAUUCAAACCCUUCCAUUAACACAAACCCACUGCCUAAAGACGCAAAAUAUAAUACUGCGAGAAAGAAGUUACAAAUAUUAAAGGAGUUUUUAUCUGAUUACUACUUCAUUCUUCGUCAGCUAGAACAAGUGAAAGUCCAAUUUGCAGACAUGAAGCCAGGAAAGAGACAACUGAGAAGAAUACAGCGAGAAACUGUAAACUAUAACACAGAAUAUGAUAGUGAAGAAUAUGUCGAUGAUGAAGAAGAGGAUGAGGAAAUUGAUGUUUAUGAUGAGGAUGAUGAUGAUGACGACGAAAAGAAUUCCUCCUCGAACGAUGGUAGAGCUAAAAGACAGCGUACCUAG
Messenger RNA from Saccharomyces mikatae IFO 1815, 2388 nucleotides. It is a transcript of the gene IOC3, whose product is annotated as Ioc3p. NCBI's taxonomy places the organism in Eukaryota, Fungi, Ascomycota, Saccharomycetes, Saccharomycetales, Saccharomycetaceae. The record is from RefSeq and is a predicted model, not a curated record. The transcript has a single exon. The coding region runs from base 1 to 2388 and encodes 795 amino acids.